Molecule: messenger RNA, 1924 nt
Organism: Leptopilina heterotoma
Lineage: Eukaryota; Metazoa; Arthropoda; Insecta; Hymenoptera; Figitidae
Gene: Vkor
Product: vitamin K epoxide reductase complex subunit 1
Exons: 3
Coding region: 653-1189 (178 amino acids)
Biological process (GO): vitamin K metabolic process; peptidyl-glutamic acid carboxylation
Molecular function (GO): vitamin-K-epoxide reductase (warfarin-sensitive) activity
Source: RefSeq, a predicted model, not a curated record
AUAAUCGACAAUGACGCGUGUGCAAUCAACUUUCAAUUCCCUUCUCUAAUAGUUAUUGUCAUUUUCGAAUUUUAAUCGAUACCGAAAAAGGACAUUUUAUACACAUUAAUUUCGAAUUCUGCGCCAGAGAAUAUCGACCGCAAAAUUUUAUUGAAGAGAAAGCAACAGACGGUUCGUGAAUGCGCGCGAGUUUAGUUCCAAUUUCACGACAAUUCACCAGACGAGCGAAAUUAUUACGAAAGUACUGUUUCAAUUUAAACAUUGUUAUUGUUAACCGGUUCUUUUUUUGUUAGGAAAAAAACCGAAACAUUUCCUUUUGUGUCCUUGUGCUUUCAAUAUAAAAAAAGACAAUACUGUCAGUUUUUUAAAAACAAAAAAUUUCCUAAAUUUGUCAAUACCUACAUUUAAAGAACAAGUGGUUUUUUCGCCUCAGAAUACGAGAUUACAACAACGAAAUAUUAUCGAAUCUGCGCAUGAUAGAGUAACCUUAUCAUCCGUCCAAAGUCUUAAUCAAAAUUAUAUUUGAUAAAGAAAAAAAAACAAAUAACCGGCGAGAUAUUCGUAUAAGUAAUUUCCAUUCACUCGCACUUUACAAAAUUCGAACGUGUGAAUUUUUCUUGUUGAGAAAAAUUGAAAAAACAAAAACAGAAAAAUGCCGACUUCAAUUUUAAUACAACAUGUAAAUACGGGAAUUUUGACUGCUUGUCUCGUUGGAUCGGCACUCUCCUAUUACGCAUAUCAUGUGGAAACUGCUAAAGAAUUGGAUAAAUCGUACAAGCCCUUUUGUGACAUCAGCGAACACGUCAGCUGUACGAAAGCAUUUAUGUCAGAAUACGGAAAAGGAUUUGGAUUGGUUCCCGAAGAUUCGGUAUUGCAUGUUCCAAACAGUAUUUUCGGCGUUCUGUUUUACACCCUAAUCGCCAUAUUAAGUUUUUUCAAUCGACAACCAUACACAGGAAUAUCAGUUGUUUUGGGAUUAUUCUCAAAUCUCAGCUCAGUCUAUCUCUCUUUAAUUUUAUACUGGUUAAAUGAUAUUUGUCUUGUUUGCAUUUGCACCUACAUUGUAAAUCUUGCAAUUGUACUAUUGACAUUUAAAAAGAUACAUAUCUGUUCGGCGGAAAUUGCGAAACGAGAAAAAACGAAAAGAAACGCUUCAACGACAGAAAAAUCGAAAAAACAUUCAGACUAAAUUUUCCAUUAUAUAUAUUUUUAUAUAUAUAUUUUUUUUAUUAUUUAUAAUCAAUUCGAUUCUAUAAAGAGUUUUGUCGAUUUUUUUUAAUUUUUGAAUCCAAGAAGAAAUAAUUAUAACUAAUAUAUAAAUAUAUAUUUUACCUCAAAGUUCUCUGCGAGACUCAAGAUGUAAAUAAAAUAAUUAUUUCGUGAAAAAAAAUACUACAGUGAAAUUAUUUUCGAAAAAUUACUUCUAUAUUUAUAAAAAGAAAAAAAACAUUAUUGUACAUUGUAUAAAAAACAAUUAUUUUAGUAACGAAAAAUAAUUAUUUUAGUAAAUGGAAAAUAAUUAUUUGAGAUGAUAAUUAUUUUACACGUUGAAAGAAGAAAUUAUCGACUAACUUAUUAAUUUACAACUGAAAGUAAAUUGCUGUUGACUAUUUUAUUAUUUUACAUAUUAUUAAAAUAUUAAAACUAGAAUAAAACAAUUAUUUAAAGGGAAUACCUAUGCAUUUUGUAUAUGGAACAAAAAAUUUGUAGGAACAAAAAUAACUCAGGAGAGACGGUAUUAUACAAAUAUAGAAAAUUCUACCUGAGGAAUUAUGAUAUCAAAAACCCGUGUGAGAUUUUAUUUUUCAAUAUAUUUUUUUUUUAAUUAACUUGAAAAUGUACAACGCUGAUUAACAAGAAUCUUUAAAUAUGGCCUCUGUUUAAUAAAAACUUUUAAACGAAAAUAAAUAAAACUAAAAAAUUA